Messenger RNA from Leptidea sinapis, 2474 nucleotides. RefSeq names its product myrosinase 1-like. The coding region runs from base 1368 to 2456 and encodes 362 amino acids. NCBI's taxonomy places the organism in Eukaryota, Metazoa, Arthropoda, Insecta, Lepidoptera, Pieridae. The record is from RefSeq and is a predicted model, not a curated record. Gene Ontology annotation, molecular function: beta-glucosidase activity. The transcript has 6 exons. Gene Ontology annotation, biological process: carbohydrate metabolic process.
CUCGGCCAAGAAGCCACAAUAUUUUGGAAAUGGAACCAUGAAUGAAGCUUGAUAAAAAACGAAAAACUACCUAUGAUAUAGAUAAUAGGAUUAAAUUUUCGCCCCAAAACCCCCCCUGAAGUAAAUUUCGUACAGAUAUUCAGUACCGUAUAUGUAAUGUAUAUUCAUAAUAUGUUAUAAUAACAUAUAUUACAGGAGGGAUAUAUUAUGGAGAUAUCUCUAAUAUAUAAAAUUCUCGUGUCAUGGUUUUAAAUAUUGAACUCCUCCAAAACGGCCUGACCGAUUCUCAUGAAAUUUUGAGUGCAUAUUGGGUAGGUCUGAGAAUCGGACAACAUCUAUUUUUCAUCCCCCAUAAAUGUUAAGGAUGGUCCACACGAAUUUUUAUUUUUUUUAACAUUUUUUUUUAAAAUCUGUUUGAUUAUGAGUCAGCAUUAAAAAAUACAUACAAAUUCAAAUUUUCACCCGCCUACGAUCAACAGUUACUUUUUUAUCGCGAUUUGAAUAUCGGCAAUUCAACGUUUGUUGGGUCAGCUAGUAUUUAUAUAGAAAUAGAGAUAUCUUUUAUUAGGACACACAAAUUUUGUAAUAUUGAUUUAAAAUAGUGGCGUGGUGUUCCUUUGACCUUCUUCUUUGCCGAAGUGGUGGUUAAUAGUAAUAUUUAUUUAACUAUAAUAUUCAUAAUUGUCUUUUACAGUAUGACAUUCUGAUGUAUCCCUCAGAAGAUAUUAAGGUUUAAAAGUAAAACAUCACGGGCAUUCAACGUUGCAGACAUAGAUGUGAGCGCUGGGUGUAUUUCCCAUGGACGUUGGCUAUAUCGUUGUGUGGUAAAGGUUACUUGUGUGGUAAAGGUUACUAUACCAUAAAUGACUUUCUUAAUGAUACCACAGAUUGGGAAUGGAGUGACCAUUAAAUAAUCAGGCUAUUAAAUAAUAAGUUUAAUUGUACAAUAUUACUUUGUAAACAUAUUUAUUCGAUGAAAAAAAAAGCCAACUGAGUUUGUUGCGCCCAUUCUUCUCGGGUUUUUGGAAUGGGUGGUAGUUUUUUGACUUUCAAUAAGUGAUGUCACAUCCUAUUUUGAAUAAAAAUAUUUGAAUUUGAAUAUACGAGUACUUUCGCGCGAUACUUCCAAUAAACAAUCAAAAGAAAAGUCAACAGUAAUCAUUGUUUGUAUAGAAAUGCUAUACUCAAGGCGGGUUGCUAGUACCUACCUAAUGAAAAAUCAUAAGUGGUAUUAGGUAUUUGGAUUUGUCAUAAUACGUCAUUUUAUUUUCUUCGUUCAUUGCAGUAGAGUGAGUGAAGAUGGCAUUAGGUACUACAAGGAACUGAUAGCCGAGUUGAACAAGAACAGCAUCAAACCGUUAGUGACGAUGUACCACUGGGACCUUCCGCAGAGUCUGCAAGAGCUGGGUGGUUGGACCAACCCAAUCAUUGCAGACUACUUCGUCGAUUAUGCCAGAAUCCUAUUCGAGGUGUUUGGUGAGAGUGUAAACGUGUGGAUUACGUUCAACGAGCCACUGUCGUUCUGCCACGACGGGUACGGUGGUUUAGACGCACCGGGUGACAGAUCGGAUGGCUUCGAAGACUAUCUGUGCGGCCACAACGUGAUGCGAGCUCACGGGAAAGUCUACCGGAUGUACCAAGAAGAGUUUGCGGCCAAACAAAAAGGAUUCGUUGGAAUAACAUUGGACAUGGCGUGGAUGGAACCAGCGUCAUCUGCGAAAGAAGACCAAACCACAGCAGAAACAGUCCGACAGUUCCAAUAUGGAUGGUUCACUCAUCCAAUAUUCUCCAAACAAGGCGACUACCCUCCAGUCAUGCGGAAGCGCGUCGACGCUAUGUCCAAAAGACAAAACUUCGCUCGCUCCCGUCUCCCAAAGUUCACUGCUGAAGAAAUCAAUGAGAUAAGAGGCUCCGCGGACUUCUUGGGUAUUAACCACUACACGACAUAUCUGGUUAAGCAUGUAGAGACCAAAAUUAGCCCCAAGCCGUCGAUGGAUACAGACAUGGGAGCUAAAUUGUACCAGGAUCCAAGUUGGCCUGUAUCUAACUCGUCUUGGUUAAAGAUCGUGCCAUGGGGCUUUAGGAAGAUCCUCAACUGGGUGAAGCAGGAGUAUGAUAAUCCGUUGGUGAUUAUCACUGAGAAUGGAGUUUCACUGCCGCCGGGCCUACAGGACGCCACCAGAGUCAUCUACAUCAACGAAUACCUGAGGAUGCUGCACGCAGCGGUUGUGCAGGACCGGUGCAACGUGAUCGCGUAUACGCACUGGAGUCUGAUGGACAACUUCGAGUGGACCAGGGGGUUUUCUGAACGCUUCGGUCUCUACGAAGUGGACUACGCUUCACCACGCAAGACUCGUCUGAAGCGCGCCUCGGCUGAAUACUACGCGACCAUUGCACGCACUAAAUGUAUACACCCAUCAACGAGCUACCACCAUAGACUAUUGAAAAUAUUAUAGUUCUUUUGACUGAAACAA